AUGCCGCCCCCCAGACCAGCCACCGCACCCUCCGCCUCCGCCUCCGCCUCCGCCUCUGCCUCCGCCUGCCCACCCUCCCCGCCCCUCCCCGCCAUCCUCGCCCACAACCCCUCCCGCCAGCACCUCGCCCGCCACCUCAUCGCCAGCCCCCACCCGCUCAGCCAGCUGCUCCUCCUCCUCGACACCCUCGCCAUCCUCCGCAGCCACGCAUCCCAGACCAACUGGGCCUUCUUCGACCCCCCACCCACCGACGGCCUGCCCCGCCCAACGCCAUCGCUCCUCAGCCCCCGCCGGGCCCCCCUCGCCCCGCCGCCAGACCCGGAGCCCGCCGCCUGGGCCGCCCACCUCGUCGAGCUCUACCAGCCCCCCGAGCUCGACCUCAGCCUCCGCUGGCCCAUCCCCCUCCCGCUCCCCCCGCACUCCCCCACCCGGGCCGCCCUCGCCGCCGCCCUCAGCCAGCCGCCCACCCUCAGCCUCGGCCUCCCCGCCCUCAAGCAGCUCGGCCAGACUGCCUGCCAGGAACUCGCCCAGGACCCGCUCGUCAGGCACUGGUGGACCCAGCAUGCCCCCUCCCUGUGGCCAGCAUGCGCCCUCCAGUCGAAGUGCCAGUCCUUCGACGACCUCCUCGCCCUCUGGCCCAGCCUCCACUUCCCCACGCCCUCGCUCUCGCAGCUCUACAAAGUGAGUGCCCAGCUCACCAAGGCCCGGACGAGGAUGCGCCUGGCCGAGUCCUCCGGCCAGCCGGCCCCGAGCAACAGGGCCCAGCUGGCCCGCGCCGCCCUCCUCGGCCUCUUCCACGUCCAUCUCGCCCCGCCCUCGCCCUCCGACCAGGCGGCGAUCGACCGUCUGUUCUCGCAGCCCGACCAGCACCCGCCGCCGCCAUCGACCAAGACGACUGCUAGCCCGCAGAGGAAGCCCCCCAGACCGGCCACAUCCUCCGGCUCGCCCUCCUGCCCCACCCCGCGGACCCUCGCCCCGCCCCGCGCCACUCGGCCCCGGGGCCAGUCGACCUCCUCGGCCAACUCCAGCCACCCCUCCCUGCGCUCCUCCAUCUUCCACGAGCCCCCCGUCCCCGCCGAUCCCCACCAGCAAGACCUCGCCCGUCUGUCGCCCAAGACCCAGCCGUCGUCCAAGCUGCUCGACUUCCGCACCCACAAGCUGCGCCAGUUCUUCGGCCACGAGGUCGACGCCAUGCUCUCCCCCGUCGGCCACCACCACCACCCCCACCAGGACCAGCCCAGCCCGCCCUCCUGCCGCGAAAGCGCCCUCUCCUCCGACUCCCUCUCCCUCCUCGUCCAAAACAACAACAACAACAACAACAACAACAACAACAACAACAACAACAGGAGGAAGAGUGUGAACACCGAGUUCGACGACAUCGACCGCCCACGGAAACGCUCCAGCACGGCGACCAUCGACAUCUCUCUGGCCACCCUAGCCUGUCGCGCCGACAGCCACGACCGAGGCAGCGAGUCGCCCGAGCCGACCACGCCCUACCGACGCCAGCUGACCCGGGUGACCAUCGUCGGCACCUCGCCGACGACGACGCCGACGUUCCUGAGUCUGGACAAGCCGCGGCUGCCGUUCCAUGCGGAGGAGGAGCCGCGCCCGACGACUAGGGGCGACCGGGCGGGGCCGAUCGUCGACGGCCUCGACGGUGCCCGGGGCGACCAUUGGGCCGUGGUGGAUGGCCCGGCUUGCGGGGAGCCGCGGACGCUGAAGCGGCGGACGAAGCUGGAGAAGAUCCUGGGCGAGCCGGUGACGUCGGGGCCGGUGUAUGCGGGGCUGGGGGUGAACGUGGUGACGGAGGUUGUGGAGGACGUGGUGGAGGGGUCGGAUGGCCGGGCGUCGUCGACGAGUGGGGCGGUCGAGAUGGGCCGACAGUAUUCGGAGGGCAGCGCGCAUCGGUCGCCGGCCUCAUGGCACCACUCGCCGGGCUUGCAUGGGCGCACCUCCUCGGCCCAGGGCCCGACCCACCCGCUGGCCAGCUCGGUCUCGGCGCCCCCUCCGACCCGCACCGGCUCGGCGACGGCGGCCGGGUCGCGGCUGACGGGCAAGUGGCGGCUGGACAAGCUGCACCGGUUCCUGGGCGACUCGUCCUCGCCCGGGCCGGGCUGCGCGUCGGACCCGGCCCGGUUCCGGUUCCCCGACCCCGCCCGACACUAUCCCUGGCCGACCGAGUCUACGGCCGCACCCGAGGUCCGCAAACGCCCGUCCAGGUUCAAGCUCGCCCGGCCCUCCCUCGACGCCCCGCCCGACCGACGCAGCUGCAGCGACGACGGCUCGCGGCCCUCGUCCGCCGCCUCGUCGCGCAUCCAUCCGGCCGCGCCCUCGGACACAUCGUCGUCCUGCUCGCUGCGCACGCCGGUGAACUUCGCCAUGUACCCGCUGCGCUCGGCCCGCAAGCUCGAGAAGGUAAGCCCUUUCCCCCCCCCCCCCCCCCCCCCCCCCCCCCUGUUCUGUGAAGAGGGGCUGAUGGUGUGGAUGGCCCGGCAGUUGCUCGGCGAGCAGAUCCCCCCCCGCCCCGCCGCCGCCCUCCCCCCCGACGGCUUCGACUGGUCCGCCACCACCCAUCUGCCGCCAUUCCGCGCCCACGCCCGGCCAUCCAUCGACGCCGGAAGCGAGCGCGAAGACCUGCGCUCCCUCGACCUCGACCGCGACCCCGCCGGCCCCUUCGCCCCGUCCACCUCGCCCAGCGCCGCCGCCUUCAUCCCCGUCUGA
Molecule: messenger RNA, 2721 nt
Organism: Puccinia triticina
Lineage: Eukaryota; Fungi; Basidiomycota; Pucciniomycetes; Pucciniales; Pucciniaceae
Exons: 2
Coding region: 1-2721 (906 amino acids)
Source: RefSeq, a predicted model, not a curated record